GACCAAAUUAUCUUGACCAAAAUGACUACUGCAACAAAUAUUAAAUCCUAUUUCUCUAGGGGCAUGAUUGCAAACUUCCGUAGCUCAAAUAGUCAACUGUAGUACCUUGGUCUGCUUAAGGGCAAGGCAGUGGAGACGUAGACUCGACUCGCCUAUAUAUAUCCGUUGUUCGAAGGGCGAGGUACUUUGUCUUGUUCUUCCAUGUAAUUUCAAACCCUUUAAUAAACAAUCUGAGGGCCUGAGCCGCUGAGAGUGUCACCUGGUGCUAUCCGGAUAGAAAAAUCAACUCAAUUUCUCUUUGCUUCUUCUGUUAGUUGUUUAUUGCCUUUUGGGUUCAAUUUCAAUCAAGAGUUGGUCAGUUUGUUUUCAAAUGUCUUAUGAUCUUUCUCUUUCUGAUGACUCUUUCCUGAACAAUUAUAUUCCGGAGAUCGUUUCCUCUAAUACGAUUGAUUAUAACUUUUUGUUUGAUCUUCCUUUGUCUCCUGUGUAUGAUUCCUCAUCUGAUUAUAAUCUUCAAGCUUUGUUGAACAGCAAUCAAAACCAACAAAACCCAGUUGAUCAACCCACUUGUCCAGACCAACUGGAUUCUGAUUUGCUUCCUUCUUCACCUUCAGCAGACCUGCUUGAAACUCUCAGCCGUUAUCAAACUACCCAGUUUCCCUCUCUGUCAUUUGGUCGAAAUUUAGAAAACGGCUAUGAAAAUUUCAACAGCUUGAAUUGUUUUGAAGUUAAAAAAGAAGAAUGUCAAGUGGAUUUCGAUUCUGCUUACAGUGAUGUUGAAAAUGUACAGAAGUACUUGCAACGGGGCUUUAGUAGCAAUUCUUUUGAAGGAAAGCUUAAAUUUUCAUUCCAACCUCCUUUCGAUUCUCUCAUGGAAUCACAGAAUUUUCAAGGCCAAGCCUUAAGCAUGCCUGAGAACAGCUUUUUCGCCGGACAAAUGAGGAAGAACAUGAGAAAUGUUCAUAUGAACAAAAGGUCAAUUUCGACCCCUUGGGCUAUAGAGAAGUCGUUCAUGGAGGAAGCACCCUUCAAAGUAGCACGUUACAACCCAGAAGAGAAACAAGAGAGGAUUUCGAAGUAUAGAGCAAAGCGCAAUCAAAGGAACUUCAACAAAAAGAUUAAGUAUGCAUGCCGUAAAACACUAGCCGACAACCGUCUUCGUUUUCGUGGCAGAUUCGCGCGCAACGAUGAAACUGUUGAGAUUCCGAAAGCCUCAUGUUCAACCAGAGAUGAAGACGAAGAUGAUUAUGGGCGCUGCAUGAGGUGGAGGAUGAAACAAAUGGCAAGAGGAACUUUUAUGAACAUCAGUUUCAAUACCACCAUGGCUGCUUCUGAUCGUUGAGGAAGCCUUCUAUUUAGUAUCUUUAGCAAAUAGCCAUGGACGCCUUUCAGAGCAAAAAAUAUUAACUGUAAUUCUAAAGAGUAAGAAUAAACAGCUCAAUAUUUGGUGUCAGGUAGCCAUUUUCGCUUUUGCUUCUUUCAUCAAAUUGUAAAAAAAUUUCCAUUUUUUUAUGUAAUUUCUCGCAUAUCCUUGCACAUUAUAAGGUGAUCAAUGAUAAAUAUUAGGACUCUUAAUGACCUUGAGCUCGAAUCUUUGACCUUAAAGUAAGAUCCACUCAUGGUAAUUCAGGAAGUGCUCAUGGUUUAAGAUUAAACAAUGAACUUUAUGCCAUUAGUUUGGUCUCACAAAUGAAAAAAUAAACAAAUAAAAAAGAAAUUCAAUUCAAGGUAAUAAUAAACACACAGCGGCACCAUGCCUGCUGGCUGCUGCUAUCAUCGUGAGCUUGGAAUCUUUUACAUAUUAUCAAAGCAUUUUGAUGAAUUCA
Durio zibethinus is the source of this 1826-nucleotide messenger RNA. RefSeq lists its product as uncharacterized. Gene Ontology annotation, cellular component: nucleus. The record is from RefSeq and is a predicted model, not a curated record. Lineage: Eukaryota; Viridiplantae; Streptophyta; Magnoliopsida; Malvales; Malvaceae. Gene Ontology annotation, molecular function: DNA-binding transcription factor activity; protein binding. Gene Ontology annotation, biological process: regulation of flower development.